Messenger RNA from Lates calcarifer (barramundi perch), 4779 nucleotides. Its product is annotated as ATP-binding cassette sub-family C member 4-like. Gene Ontology annotation, biological process: transmembrane transport. The record is from RefSeq and is a predicted model, not a curated record. Gene Ontology annotation, molecular function: ATP binding; ABC-type transporter activity; ATP hydrolysis activity. NCBI's taxonomy places the organism in Eukaryota, Metazoa, Chordata, Actinopteri, Centropomidae. Gene Ontology annotation, cellular component: plasma membrane.
UUUUCGAAACACAUUGGUUGUAGCCUGUCAAUAGCUAGAAUCGAUAUCUCAUAAUCAAUCAUUAAUCAAUGGAUGCCAAGCUGUCUGAAGUGUCUGUCAUGAUUCUGCGCUCCAGACGCCACAUCCCAUAGUGUCAGUCACACUUACUCUCACUUGACGACCGAUCGUGUUUCCUAGUACUUACGAUGUACUCAACAGCACCUCAAGACAGCUCAACACCGACUCUCAUAGUGUAACAAUGUUAUUGGCGGAGUCUCAGCUUUCCAUGUUAUCUAACUGGACAUGUAAUGAAUUUUAUUGUGUCGGGGGGGUUACUGCUACAUAGGGACAUUCACGUCACAGUUAAAGCGGCGCUCAGUGCAGCGGGUGGUGAAACUUGGAAAAACCAUGGAAAUUACAAAGACCGACGGCAAGCGUAAUCCCCUGGCAAGUGCCAAGUUUCUUUCAAGGGUCUUUUUGUGCUGGUUAACCCCGUUGCUGCACCACGGCAAAAAACGGAAGCUCGAGGAAAGUGACAUGUACAGCAUUCUUCCAGAGGAUCGGUCUGAAAUACUUGGAGAAGAGCUACAAAGAUUUUGGGACCAUGAAGUUAAAAAGGCCACAAAGGAGCUUCGCAAGCCGAAACUCACCAGAGUUCUUAUUAGGUGCUAUGGGAAGUCCUAUGCAGCGGCUGGGUUGUUUGUAUUUUCACUGGAGGCCAUUAAAGUGUUUCAGCCACUUCUUCUGGGGAAAAUAAUCAUCUACUUCGAGAAUUCUGACCAAGACGACCAGGGAAGUAUCUGCAUGGCCUAUGGUUAUGCUGCUGCAAUAUCCCUCUCCACCUUCGGACUGACUAUCCUCCAACAUCUCUACUACUACCAUGUCGUGAGAAUAGGCAUGAAGAUGCGAGUGGCUAUGUGUCACAUGAUCUACAGGAAGGCUCUUGGUCUCAGCAGUGAAUCCAUGGGGCAAACCACCACUGGACAGAUUGUGAACCUCCUUUCAAAUGAUGUCAACCGCUUUGAUGAGAUUACCCUCAAUCUGCAUUACCUGUGGGUGGGACCUCUACAAGCGAUGGUGAUCAUCGUUUUCCUCUGGUAUGAGAUUGGCCCUUCAUGUCUGGCAGGGGUGGCAGUUGUUGUCCUCAUGCUGCCUUUACAGACCUGGUUUGGAAAGCUCUUUGGCAUCUUCAGGAGCAAAACAGCAGUCCUCACUGACAAUAGAAUUCGAAUCAUGAAUGAAGUGGUAUCUGGCAUCAAGAUCAUCAAGAUGUAUGCCUGGGAGAAACCAUUUUCAGCUCUGGUUACUGAAGUCAGAAGGAAAGAAAUCAGCCAGGUAUUGAACAGUUCCUAUCUACGAGGACUCAACAUGGCCUCCUUCUUUGCCAGCAGCAAGAUCAUCGUCUUCAUUACCUUCACCGUCUACGCUCUCCUGGGUAACACCAUCACAGCCAGCAGUGUGUUUGUCACUGUGUCUCUCUAUGGUACAAUCAAGCUCACGGUCACACUGUUCUUCCCACUGGCUGUGGAGAAAUUGUCAGAGACUGUAGUCAGCAUUCAGAGGAUUAAGGAUUUCCUCCUGCUGGAAGAAGUUGAGAGGAAAAACUCUGUGCUACCACUGGAGGAAAGGAACCACAACUCCAUCAUCAUCCAGGACUUGACCUGCUACUGGGAUAAGAGUUUGGAUGCUCCAUCUCUGGAGAAAGUCUCUGUCACUGUGAAAUCACAGCAACUUUUGACUGUCAUUGGACCAGUGGGGGCUGGAAAGUCAUCCCUGCUGAGCGCGAUCCUGGGAGAGCUGCCUUGUGACACAGGAACAAUGAAGGUCAAAGGUCAGCUGACCUAUGCAUCCCAGCAGCCCUGGGUGUUCCCUGGAACCAUCCGCAGCAACAUCUUGUUUGGGAGAGAGCUGAACCUUCAGAGGUAUGAGAGGGUCAUCAGAGCCUGCGCUCUAAAGAAGGAUCUGGAGCUGCUUCCAUAUGGAGACCUGACACUGAUUGGAGACAGAGGAGCCACACUCAGUGGGGGACAGAAGGCUCGGCUCAACCUGGCGAGAGCAGUGUAUCAGGAGGCAGAUAUCUACCUCCUGGAUGAUCCUUUAAGUGCUGUGGAUGCAGAGGUUGGGAAACAUCUGUUUGAGCAGUGUAUCUGUGGCCUGCUGAGGAACAAGUGUCGAAUCCUGGUCACCCACCAGCUGCAGCAUCUCAAAGCAGCAGACCAGAUUGUGGUCCUUAAGGAGGGUCAUAUCAUGGUUCAGGGUACCUACAGUCAGCUGUGCUCCUCUGGUCUGGACGUGGUGUCCCUGCUGAGCAGCAGUGAGGAGCAGGAGCGAUUGUCUCAGUCAGCUGACCCAGACAAACUGUCGUUAGUCAGCCAGAGGACAAAGCGCUCGCACAGUUCACACUGUUCGCAAAGCAGCCUCCUGCCACCAGAGAGCAACUUGACAGACCAGCUUCCUGCUGAAACAGUUUGUACCAUGGCAGAGGAGACUCGGGUGGAAGGAGACAUCAGUGGCCAUGUUUAUCUCAAGUACUUCACUGCAGGCUGUAACCCUGUGGUCUUAGUGGUUAUAGUCCUGCUGAGUGUCAUAGCUGAGGUUGCAUAUAUUCUGCAGGACUGGUGGCUGGUAUACUGGUCAAGAGAGGAGUGUUCGAACAGUACAGCCCCUGCUGUUAGCAUUAAAAAUGGAAUCAAUGCUACUUACUCAGAUCAGGAGUUCAAUCUGACAUUUUACAUCAGCGUUUACUCCGGUCUGACAGCAGUUGCUGUGGUCUUUGGCUAUGCCAGGAGUUUAGUGAUCUUUCAUGGGCUGGUGCGAUCAGCUCAGACACUGCACAACAGCAUGUUCAGCGCUGUCCUCCGUGCACCUGUGCACUUCUUUGACGUCAACCCCAUAGGAAGAAUUCUCAACAGGUUUUCCAAAGACAUCAGCCAGAUAGACUCCAUGUUACCCAUCACCUUUGUGGACUUCUAUCAAUUAUUUUUACAGAAUGUUGGCGUGGUCGCGGUGGCAGCCUCCGUCAUCCCUCUCAUCCUGAUUCCUGUCAUUCCUCUGCUUUUCAUCUUCUUGUACUUGAGGCGUUUCUACCUCUGCACAUCACGAGAUGUCAAACGUCUCGAGUCUACAACUCGGAGUCCAGUCUUCUCCCACCUGUCUUCGUCUCUUCAGGGUCUGUGGACGAUCCGAGCCUUCAGAGCUGAGGAGAGGUUAAAAGAAGCCUUUGACGCUCAUCAGGACCUGCACUCAGGGGCGUGGUUUCUGUUCCUGAUGACCUCCCGCUGGUUUGCACUGCGCCUUGACAGCAUUUGUUCCAUAUUUAUCACCCUCACAACGUUUGGCUGCGUCUUACUCAGAGAUGGGCUUGAGGCUGGAGAGGUGGGCCUGGUGCUCACUUACGCUGUGACACUGGUAGGAAACUUCCAGUGGACUGUGAGGCAGAGUGCUGAGGUGGAGAACAUGAUGACAUCAGUGGAGAGGGUGGUGGAGUAUACAGAGCUCAAGAGUGAAGCACCCUGGGAAACCCAGAAGCGUCCUCCCUCUGAUUGGCCGAGCCGUGGAAUGGUGACCUUCAACGGUGUAAACUUCUCCUACAGCAGAGAUGCACCACUGGUCCUCAGAGACAUCAACGCCACCUUCCAACCCAAUGAGAAGGUUGGUAUUGUGGGGAGAACAGGUGCUGGGAAAAGCUCCCUGGUCUCAGCUCUGUUCCGCCUGGCAGAGCCUCAGGGAAAGAUCUACAUCGAUGGUGUUCUGACCUCAGAGAUCGGCCUCCAUGACCUGCGCCAGAAGAUGUCCAUCAUCCCUCAGGACCCUGUUCUGUUCACUGAUACUGUGAGGAAAAACCUGGACCCUUUCAACCAGCACACUGAUGACAACUUGUGGAAGGCUCUGGAGGAGGUGCAGCUGAAGUCUGUGGUGGAGGAGCUGCCUGGUAAGUUGGAGACAGUUCUGGCUGAGUCAGGCUCUAACUUCAGCGUGGGUCAGAGACAGUUGGUGUGUCUGGCCAGAGCCAUCCUGAGGAAGAACCGCAUCCUCAUCAUCGACGAGGCCACGGCCAACGUGGACCCCAGGACAGAUGAGCUGAUCCAGAAAACCAUACGAGACAAGUUCAGAGAAUGUACCGUCCUCACCAUCGCUCAUCGUCUCAACACCAUCAUAGACAGUGACCGCAUACUGGUUCUGGACAGUGGUGCCAUCCAGGAGUUAGACCGCCCCAUCACCCUGCUGCAAAACAAAGAGGGGGCUUUCUACAACAUGGUGCAACAAAUGGGCCCGGCCGAGGCAGCGGCCCUGCUGGAGUCAGCCACACAUGUUCACAGUCCUGACAAAAAAGCACAUUUUUGAACAACUUGUCUGCUGUGUAACACACUCCAGGUCCAGAUGUGAGUAGUAUCUGAGAACAGCUGAGCGACCUGAACUUUUGUCUUAAAACUUGCUUCAUGUGCUUCACAUAGCGCAGUGCUGUUUCAUUCAAAGUUUAUUCAAGGGAGCAUCGUUGAUACACAUCAUGCUACAGCAGCAAUGUUUAUGGGGGAGUAUUUGGGGGAGUAUUUUACACUUAGUGGAGCAUUUUUGCCUGUGACAGUGUUUUCUCCAUGGAAUUGUGUUAUUGGCCAUGUAUCCAACCCCCAACCUGGAGAAGUGGACUGCAGCUCGGGUGUCCCACUUGAAGACUGAGCUUCUGCUGGAAUACUGAUGCAUGAGGCUAAUUAUUCUAUGCUGUAUUACGCUGUAUGAUGUGUCAAAUUAAAGAUAAAACCCAAUAAAUCACUCAAAGCCCAGCCUUCAUUUCACACAGUA